Messenger RNA from Brassica napus (rape), 793 nucleotides. RefSeq names its product small nuclear ribonucleoprotein SmD3b. Bases 122 to 505 code for a protein of 127 amino acids. The record is from RefSeq and is a predicted model, not a curated record. Lineage: Eukaryota; Viridiplantae; Streptophyta; Magnoliopsida; Brassicales; Brassicaceae. Gene Ontology annotation, molecular function: RNA binding. The transcript has 5 exons. Gene Ontology annotation, biological process: spliceosomal snRNP assembly; RNA processing. Gene Ontology annotation, cellular component: spliceosomal tri-snRNP complex; commitment complex; U4 snRNP.
CAACGAAGUAAGCAAAUCCCUCUUCUUCAAAGGCUGCUGCAGUGAAACAGAAAGGCGACGACGAAGGGUUUGUUCAAUUAGGGUUUUUUUUUGCGAAUCGCAGCUUCUUCGAAGAGAAGAGAUGAGCCGGAGCUUGGGGAUACCAGUGAAGCUUCUUCACGAGUCUUCGGGUCAUACGGUGACGGUGGAGCUGAAGAGCGGCGAGCUGUACAGAGGAAACCUGCUCGAGUGUGAGGAUAACUGGAACUGCCAGCUCGAGAACAUCACCUACACCGCCAAGGAUGGUAAGGUAUCACAGCUUGAGCAUGUCUUCAUCAGAGGCAGCAAAGUCAGGUUUAUAGUGAUACCAGACAUGCUGAAGAAUGCUCCAAUGUUCAGCCGAGCAAAUGCUAAAAUCAAGGGAAAGAGCUCAAUAGGUGUAGGCAGAGGUAGACCUGCAAUGCGAGGCAGAGGUACUGGGCGUGGAACAGGAGGAAGGGGAGGCGCACCACCUGUGAGGAGAUAAGCUCUUCGGCUAUCAGACAAUUAUAUUCAGCAUUCAGGAGAAGCAGCCAUCUUCAGCUUUUCGUUUAUGCAUUUUGGGUACACAGUAACUAGAACUCCUACAAGAUGACAGCCAGAGAGAGAAAAAGACUAUUGGUGUGUUUGGGUUUAGUUACUGUGAUGUUUGAAACGUUGUCCGUCUGUUUUUCCGACAUAAUGGUUAUGGAUUGUCAUUUGGUUAGAAACCAGAAGAGGAUGAUCUGAUGGUUUCUAAAUUUCGAUAUAAAAUUACUAAACAGCGAUUUUAUUA